Messenger RNA from Ilyonectria robusta, 2208 nucleotides. RefSeq lists its product as uncharacterized. NCBI's taxonomy places the organism in Eukaryota, Fungi, Ascomycota, Sordariomycetes, Hypocreales, Nectriaceae. The transcript is spliced from 4 exons. Gene Ontology annotation, molecular function: protein binding. The record is from RefSeq and is a predicted model, not a curated record. Bases 48 to 2129 code for a protein of 693 amino acids.
UCGCCCGGGAUGUUGGUUAUCAGGUCGUUCCAAACAACCAACGGACCAUGAAGAUAAUGUCUGUGAAGGCCAUUGAUACAUCGCAAGUGAAUCAAAUAUGCAGCAGAUUCAAUGAUGAUAUAGACGGGUUCUGGAAGGCCUCCGGUGACGUUCACCACACAGAACUGCUGCGAAGGCUUGCCUGUGUGUCAAUAUUCCUGAGAUCUAAAUUGGAUCCCCAAGAUGCUCAAGUCUGGGCUUCACCCCAUAUCUCAAGUGCCAUAAAAGGAUCAAGGACUUCAGAACUACGCUAUGCUGGAAAGAAAUACAUCAAAAUAGCUCGUAAACUCGGCGGCAUCGGUUCCCUAUUCUGGCUUCCAUUGGAUAUACCUUCUUCAACAUAUGAGAGAUACCUCAAUAUGGACGACGAAGAAGCUUUUAGUCAUCUGCAUUCAGUUGGAUUACAUGCUCCAGACUACAAUGACUUCGUCCAGCGCCUGGUCUCCACGCUACUCAAUGAUCCCGUAAUAAAACUCUCAUACUUCAAUCUCCUUGUUGAGUUUGGGGACAUUCUUCCACGCUCAGAUCAGCUAUUAUUGCUCAUUUUCGCCCUCGGCGGCUCUGACAUUCCCGUUGCACUACUGCAGAGUGUACGAGGUUCUCAAAGGCGAUGGACACAGGAGGGCGAAAUAAAAACAACCACAGCUACUGAAUUUGGGCUCCCUUCAGAGCUAGUGCAGUUUAUGUCUGACGACAAUUGCCUCGCUCAAGCUGGUGCCCGCCCGGAAAUUACAAAACACGAGCUGGAAGAUGGAACCCCCACUUGGUCAAUCCGGCCGGAAGUAAUGACACCAUUCCCCGACACUCUAUCUCCUCAGACAAAAGAAGACUUGGCAUCCAUGGCGCUGAGAUUGAUUUGUUUUGCCUGUCCGCCCUGUUUUGAAGGCAAUACUACUUGGUCACCGCAGCUGAAAAAGGCAAUUUGGGUCCUACUCGAUAAAGCAACGAAACACAUGCGAGUGUCUUUAUCUUUAAGAACACACGCUAUUGAGGCACUUCUCUUCUUCGUGGAGAGAGAUUUCUUCACGAUCCGCCAAGUUGCAGUUGAGCGCGCGAGGAUGUUGCUACGCAAAUCAAUGCCCUAUUACUUGCAUGCCUCAUUGGCGCUUUUCGAAAGCAUCAUCUACCGUAUGGAUGGAGGACUAGACAAAUCCGAUGCCAAGAUCCGCGGUUUCCUCAGUCAAAGUCCACACCCUACCUCCCACUAUGACAGUGCUCUGAGAGGAAGACUUCACAUCUCUCAUAUCGAGAACAAGGUCCAGCGAUACGACAGCGAUGUGGCCUCGUGUAUGUAUGAGUGGGAAGGGAUACAGCCACUAUCGUCAUUCGAAAUAGAGGUGACUCGCAGGCUUCAGGGAACGGCAGCAAAGUUCUUUCAGUCAAUAGGUGACUUUCCAGCCGCCCAGGCAUCUUUGGAGCAGCACCUGUGGCUAAACUCCACAACGCCUAUACGGCUCAACACUCGCUUUCUGAUUACUUCUAAACUAGCAGAGAUAUACUGCGAGAUGAAUGAAUAUGGAAAAGCAGUGGAUAUCCUCCAGCUAGAGCUCGAGGGAAUGGCAGAGACUCACAAGAAGGGUCGUCCCUUCAGACGUCUGUCCCUAGCCUUCGUGGAGGCAAGUAUUGGCCAGGGGCAACUGGACGCUGCGGAAGCAACACUGCAGCGACUUGCUGAUAUUGAACCACCGGAACUGGACGAUGUCAAUGACCAGCUGCUCCAUAUGCGUAGGUUAAUAGACGCCGCCCGCACUGUUCACGAGCGACUGGACUUUGAAGAAGCGCUGCGGAUGUGGAGGUAUACUUUGCAACGGAUGGAGCAUCUCCCGAUUUUCAGGGCGAAGCACAGAUGGACAGCGGUUGUCAUUCAUUUGUCCAUAGCCCACGCUCAGCUAACUCUGGGCGAUGAAGAAGGCGGCAAGCAGUCGUGGGCCACUGCGGUAGAAAUGUCGAGGAAUGAACGGUGUGAGUAUGUAAUUCCGGGGCUGGCGACUUUGUGGCUGCAGAAGAUUGUCAGCGCGAUUCAUGAGAAGCAAGGGUGGCCGUUCCGCAUGAUGUUGCCUGGCGGGAAGCCUGAUAUUACCUGGGUGUAAGAAAGCGAUUACUGCUACUUGGAAAUAAUGACCUAGUUCACAUACAAAGCAUUUGACAUCUAGCGAAGGCAGAUAUGCG